ACAACUUUAUAUACAACACAGGCUACAACAACAACUGCAGAAACUACUGCAGUGACAACUACUGUUACCCCAACAAGCACAAUUCCAGAGACAACCACUGCCACAACUGACACAACCACUACAACACCAACAACAGAAUCUGCCACCACAACUCUAUACACAACACAACCUACAACAACACAAACAACAGCAGAAACAACUACAUUGACAACUAGCACCCCAACAAGCACAAUUCCAGAGACAACCACUGCGACAACUGAAACAUCCACUACAACAUCAACAUCAGAAUCUGCCACCACAACUCCAUACACAACACAACCUACAACACCACCAACAUCAGCAGAAACAACCACAUUGACAACAACGAGCAACACAACAACAGAAACAACCACACUGACAACAACUAGCACCCCAACAAGCACAAUUCCAGAGACAACCACUGCCACAACUGAAACAACCACUACAACGCCAACAACAGAAUUAACAACCCACAAUUCCAGAGACAAGCACUGCGACAACUGA
Molecule: messenger RNA, 522 nt
Organism: Tachysurus vachellii
Lineage: Eukaryota; Metazoa; Chordata; Actinopteri; Siluriformes; Bagridae
Product: integumentary mucin A.1-like
Exons: 3
Source: RefSeq, a predicted model, not a curated record